Apodemus sylvaticus (European woodmouse) is the source of this 1788-nucleotide messenger RNA. It is a transcript of the gene Slc13a1, whose product is annotated as solute carrier family 13 member 1. The coding region runs from base 1 to 1788 and encodes 595 amino acids. NCBI's taxonomy places the organism in Eukaryota, Metazoa, Chordata, Mammalia, Rodentia, Muridae. Gene Ontology annotation, cellular component: membrane. Gene Ontology annotation, molecular function: sodium:sulfate symporter activity. Gene Ontology annotation, biological process: monoatomic anion transmembrane transport. The record is from RefSeq and is a predicted model, not a curated record. The transcript has 15 exons.
AUGAAGCUCCUCAGUUCUGCUUUGGUCUAUCGCCGCUUUCUCCUUGUGGUUGUCAGUGUUUUGGCUUUAUUGCCACUUCCUCUCGUAAUCCGCACCAAGGAAGCAGAAUGUGCCUACAUCCUCUUUGUUAUUGCCAUAUUUUGGAUCACAGAAGCCUUGCCCCUGUCAAUCACAGCUCUACUGCCUGGGUUAAUGUUCCCCAUGUUUGGGAUCAUGACUUCCACACAUGUGGCUUCUGCUUAUUUCAAAGACUUUCACCUUCUGCUAAUUGGAGUUAUCUGUUUAGCAACAUCAAUAGAAAAAUGGAAUUUGCACAAGAGGAUUGCUCUGAGGAUGGUGAUGAUGGUGGGGGUAAAUCCAGCCUGGCUGACGUUGGGGUUCAUGAGCAGUACUGCCUUCUUAUCUAUGUGGCUUAGCAACACCUCUACUGCUGCCAUGGUGAUGCCCAUCGUGGAGGCUGUGGCGCAGCAGAUCAUCAGUGCUGAAGCAGAGGCCGAGGCCACUCAGAUGACUUAUUUCAAUGAAUCUGCCGCCCGUGGACUGGAAGUUGAUGAAACUGUUAUUGGACAAGAAACAAAUGAGAUAAAUGAGAAAACAAAACCAGCUACGGGAAGCAGUAAUGACACAGGGAAAGUGUCAAGCAAGAUGGAGACAGAAAAGAACACAGUCACCGGAGCAAAAUAUCGGUCAAAGAAGGACCACAUGGUGUGUAAGCUCAUGUGUUUAUGUAUUGCUUACUCUUCAACCAUUGGUGGGCUGACAACACUCACCGGUACCUCCACCAACCUGAUCUUCUCUGAGCAUUUCAAUACACGCUACCCCGAGUGUCGCUGCCUCAACUUUGGAUCCUGGUUUUUGUUUUCCUUCCCUGUUGCUGUUAUUCUUCUACUUUUGUCAUGGAUUUGGCUCCAAUGGCUUUUCUUGGGAUUCAACUUUAAGGAGAUGUUCAAGUGUGGCAAAACCAAAACACUCAAGGAAAAAGCUUGUGCUGAGGUGAUAAAGCAAGAGUAUGAAAAACUUGGGCCGAUGAGGUAUCAAGAAAUCGUGACCUUGGUGAUCUUCGUUGUAAUGGCCUUGCUGUGGUUCAGUCGGGACCCUGGCUUUGUCACUGGUUGGUCGGCCCUGUUUUCAGAGUACCCGGGUUUUGUUACAGAUUCAACGGUUGCUUUAGUGGCAGGAAUCCUUUUCUUUCUAAUUCCAGCUAAGAAACUUACAAAGACGACGUCUACAGGAGAAAUUAUCGCUUUUGAUUACUCUCCCCUGAUUACUUGGAAAGAAUUCCAGUCAUUCAUGCCCUGGGACAUAGCCAUUCUUGUUGGUGGAGGCUUUGCCCUGGCAGAUGGCUGUCAGGUAUCAGGACUAUCUGGAUGGAUAGGAAGUAAAUUAUCUCCUUUAGGUUCAUUACCAGUUUGGCUAAUAAUUCUGAUAUCUUCUUUGAUUGUCACAUCUUUGACAGAAGUAGCCAGCAACCCAGCUACCAUUACCAUUCUGUUCCCAAUAUUAUCUCCUUUGGCUGAAGCCAUUCAUGUGAACCCUCUUCAGAUUUUGCUGCCUUCCACACUCUGUACCUCAUUUGCAUUUCUUCUGCCAGUUGCAAAUCCACCCAAUGCUAUUGUUUUUUCUUAUGGCCACCUGAGAGUCAUUGACAUGGUUAAAGCUGGACUUGGAGUAAAUAUUUUGGGUGUGGCCGUGGUGAUGCUUGGCAUGUUCACCUGGAUCGAGCCUAUGUUUAACCUCCAGGAGUACCCCACCUGGGCCCCUGACAUGGCCAAUCAGACUACACCAUGA